Cotesia congregata is the source of this 669-nucleotide messenger RNA. The record is from the annotation of a GenBank genome assembly. Lineage: Eukaryota; Metazoa; Arthropoda; Insecta; Hymenoptera; Braconidae.
AUGGAGAAGGGAGAAAUGUACCGUGCACCGCCAUCGAGGGACGACUCGUACGUAGCUGAGUGUGCUUACCCUCGCUCGUCGAGAUCCGAUAGGAGGAAAACCCACGUUCAUGCGGUUGCUGACGACACGAUCCCUGAAAAACCAGCGAAGAGGUCCACAGGUGGCCGUAAAAGCAGGUCCAGGGGUUCUCGAGCGGCUCCAAUCGAUCCGAAAGCUGAUGAUUGUUGUCUAGAGGAGGAAGUAACGGCGGUGAGCGCCGAGGAAACCAAAACAAGGAAGCCGAAUGAGGAUAAGUCGCGAGAUUUGCGUCGCCGAUUGCGUUUCUGUUUCAAUUGCGGUGAAACGGAUCAUUUUGUGUGGACCUGUCCGAAUCCCCAUCGUGAUAUUUGCCCUCGGUGCGGUACUCUAGGCCUCACGGCUAUCACUUGUACGUGCCCGCAGCAAACCCUAUCGUCACCAGCGUCGGAAUUUGGAUUAUGUCACGUCUCGGACGAUGCUUAUUGGGACUUAAAGGUUGGUCGACCACGUCCGAUGGUAGUGAUCUGUUCGAAUGGGAAACGAAGUACCGCCAUUGUCGACACUGGGGCUAAAACUACGACUUUUGGGAGUUUUGCUGCAGAGAUAAUGAAUUCUGGAUGCUCAGUGCUCACCGAAGUAACUCCAACCUGA